This is a messenger RNA of Meleagris gallopavo (turkey), 4288 nucleotides long. Lineage: Eukaryota; Metazoa; Chordata; Aves; Galliformes; Phasianidae. The record is from RefSeq and is a predicted model, not a curated record.
UUUCGCUAAAUGGUACACAGUUUACAGACAGUUCUGUUGGAUCAGAGUUCACAAGUGUUUCUCAGACACCAUUUACCUUUGGCUUGGGCCAAAGGGCACCAUAUACAACUGGCGAGCAUUGUCUUCUUUGUAGAAGUGAACGAAAAGAUAGUUCGCUUUCAGAGAGCGGAAUAAAAAAUUCUAGCAAAACAGCACUUUCCACAUCUCCAAAAGCAAACAAUAUGCUGCAUCUUCCACUGUGGGUGUGUCCAGACUGUAGGCGAACAGUCGAAAAGGAGGAGAGGCAUGCUACAAUAGAGCAAUCUCUUGUGAGCCAAGAUUUCCUUUUGCACAUGCCUCUUGGAAACAGUGGAUCACAGCAGGAAUCUGUAGGAGGAGGAAGGAUAACUGUUGGUGCGCAGACAGUGCCUGCUGCCGAUCUUAACAAUUCCUCUCCUUCAGACAUAGCAUGCAACUGUGAGGCCUGUAAUGAGCGCAGAGAAAUUUCAGCAGAGACUGAACGUGAAUCUCAGCAGCUCCAAAAUUACUGGUCAGAAGUAAGAUACAUGGUUCGAUGUAUCUAUCGUCAAGCUGGGACCCCUUUGGCAGACGACCAAGACCAAUCUUUGGUACCAGAUAAAGAAGGAAUGAAAGAGCUGGUGGAUAGGCUUUGUGAAAGAGAUCCAUAUCAGCUUUACCAACGGUUGGAACAGCAAGCUAGAGAAUAUGUACUUGAAAUGAAGGUCCGUCUGCUCAGACACUUGUCACUGGGAUCUAAAGUUGCAUCAACAUUAGCAAUACAAGGGCCACCGCAGGCACAUCAGUUCAUCUCACUCCUACUUGAAGAGUACAGUGCUCUCUGUCAGGCAGCAUGCACAAUCAGCGCCUUCCUAGUUACUCUGGAAAAUGAACAUUUGAAGAAAUUUCAGGUGACAUGGGAAUUGCACAACAAGCAUCUGUUUGAAAAUCUGGUAUUUUCUGAGCCACUCCUGCAGAAUAGCUUGCCAACAUUAGUGUCACAGCUAAGGCUUGGAACAGCGCACGAUUCCUGUAGUGAAGAUAUGUAUAGUACCUUGCUACAAAGGUAUCAUCAGCUGGAACAGGAAAUGGGGCAAGUUGCUGAAGCAUGGCUUGAAUGCCAGAAAAGAAUAGAUGAUUACGUUGAUGAACAGAUGGCAAUGAAAACAAAACAACGCAUGCUAAAGGAAGACUGGGAAUUUUUUAAACAGAGACGUUUUAUUGAAGAGCAGCUUAAUAACAAGAAAGCACUAGCUGGGGAGAACAACUUCACAGAUACAAUGAGGCACAUGCUGUCAUCACGUUUGAGCAUGCCUGACUGUCCCAACUGUAAUUACAGAAGAAGAUGUACUUGUGAUGACUGCAGCCUUUCACACAUUUUGACGUGUGGCAUCAUGGAUUCUCCUAUAACGGAUGAUAUCCACAUUAACCAGUUACCACUGCAAAUUGAUUCUGCUCCGGAUUAUCUAUCUGAGAUCCGCCCACCUAGUAUGUCUUCAGCAAGUUCAGGAUCGGGUUCCAGCUCACCUAUAACAAUUCAGCAACAUCCAAGGCUGAUCCUCGCAGACAAUGGUUCUGCACCAACUUUUGGUAGUGAUGAUGAAGAUGUCGCACCAUUAUCAGCAAAGUUUGCUGAUAUCUACCCAUUGAAUAAUUACGAUGAUGCAGAAGUGGUAGCCAACAUGAAUGGAAUUCACAGUGAGCUAAAUGGCGGAGAUGAAAACAUGGCAUUGAAAGAUGAGUCUCCUCAGGUGAGCAGUACUAGCAGCAGCUCCUCAGAAGCAGAUGAUGAAGAAGCGGACGGAGAAAGUAGUGGUGAGCCACCAGGGACUCAAAAGGAGGAAAUGUCUCUAGGAAAAAGGGCAUUAAGGAAAGAUGAAGCAAAAAUGGAUAGUCCACCACCUUCUUACCCUAGUCAACAGGCUGACCAAGGUCCAAAUGCUUGUGAAUGUCAUGUUUGCAAACAAGAAGCUUCAGGUCUAACAGCCUCUGCACUUGCAACUGGACGCCUGCCUGCUGGUCAUCAGUUUAUGAAUCCUGAAAAACCUGCACAUCCUGCACUUCAUCUUUAUCCUCAUAUCCAUGGACAUAUACCAUUGCAUACAAUUCCCCACCUUCCUCGUCCACUUAUCCAUCCCACCUUGUAUACAGCUUCCCCCUUUACACACAAUAAGGCAUUACCGCCAGCUCCAGUUCAGAAUCAUUCAAACAAGCAUCAAGUAUUCAAUGCAUCUCUCCAAGAUCAUAUUUAUCCAAGCUGUUUUGGGAGCACUCCAGAUUGGAAUAGCUCUAAAUUUAUAAGUCUCUGGGGAUCAGAGAUGAUGAAUGACAAGAACUGGAAUCCUGCUACGUUUUUGCCUGAUACAAUUCCUGGGAAUGAUAUAUUAACGCCAGCACUCUCAGAAAUAAGACCCGAAGCACUUCCUACCACAUCUAGCAAUGAAGGAUCAGCAGUUACUGAUGGCAAAGAAAAGAAAAAUGCUGCAAAGAAGAAAUGUCUGUACAAUUUCCAGGAUGCCUUUAUGGAAGCUAACAAAGUUGUCAUGGCAACCUCUUCUGCUACUUCUUCUGUCUCCUGCACAGCUACUACAGUGCAGUCAAGCAGCAACCAAUUCAAAGUAUCAUCCAAGAGACCUUCAUCAAUAGGUGAAGUGUUCCACAAUAUUAAUAAAGAGGACCAUAGACAUUCUGCUCCAGUUGCACCACGAAAUAGUCCUACCAGUUUAGCAUCGCUUCCUUCGCUGUCUCCUGCUGCACUGUCUCCAGCUUCUACACCCCAUCUUCCAAACCUUGCUGCUCCUUCUUUUCCCAAAACUGCUGCAACAGCCCCUGGGUUUGUGGAUCCCCAUUCAGGUCUUUGUCCUACUACGGUUGUACCUCCUACUUCCACCACAGACAGCUCUGUAAGUGCCCCACCAAGUGUCUGCAGUGAUCCUGAUUGUGAGGGCCAUCGCUGCGAGAACAGUAACACUUACGAUCAUCAGCAGUAUGAUGGAGAGGAGAGCCAAGAUGAAGACAGCUGUUCAGAGCAUAGCUCAAGUACCUCAACAUCCACAAACCAGAAGGAAGGAAAAUACUGUGACUGUUGUUACUGUGAGUUCUUCGGCCAUGGCGGACCACCAGCUGCACCAACCAGUAGAAAUUAUGCCGAGAUGCGAGAAAAACUUCGUUUACGUCUGACCAAAAGGAAGGAGGAACAGCCCAAGAAACCAGAUCAGAUCUCUGAAAGGGAAAGUGUUGUUGACCAUCGAAAGGUGGAAGACUUGCUACAGUUCAUAAACAGCUCUGAAACCAAACCAGUUAGCAGUUCUCGGGCAGCCAAGCGAGCGAGACAUAAGCAAAGAAAGCUUGAAGAAAAGGCUCGACUUGAAGCAGAAGCCAGGGAAAGGGAGCAUCACCAAUUGCUUGAAGAGCAGAGGCGGCGAGAGGAGGAAGAAGAAGAGAGGCUGAAACAAGAACUACAGCGGCUUCAAGAACUUCAGCAGUUGAGGGCUGUAAAGAAAAAGAAGAAAGAGCGAACAAAUAAGGACUGUCAGAAGGUGGACGUGCUUACUCAAAACUGCCAGGCAGCAAAGGAAUCUGUCCCAAAUGCACCCGAAGACAUUCAGAAUGGUACACUUGAGCAAUCAGAAAAGAUAGAAACCUCCUCUGGUUCACUGUCAAGACACAUGAAUCACACAGAACAGAGGCCGCUUUUGGAGACAGGCUGUGAACCAUCCAAUGCUGUGAACACUAGAGACUCAAAACUGCUUUAUCAGAAAGAGGGGAGCGUAAAGCAGCAUGAGCCCCUCUCUUUUCUGCUUGAUAUUAUGCAUCAACAUAAAGAAGGAAACAACAAACAGAAACUAAAGCAAAUAAACAAACCGUGUGCUGAACAAGUGAAAAAGCCUGUUGAAUCCUCCAAAGCAGCUGAGAUCCAGACUAAAACCAGAAACCAAAUAGAAUCCAAAGCAAAAGCAGCAGAGCUCCCAGUGCUUGCAGAACCUAAAGAAGAGAAGAAAUUAAAUAACAACAACAAAAAACAGUUGAACCACAUAAAGGAAGACAAAGCACCCAUCACAAGUGAAUCCCCUUCACCAAGUGAGCAGCAGCAGAAUAAUAAACUAAUACUUGCAGAUUCUCCUCAACCGAAAGGCAAGAACAAGAAAAACAAGAAGAAAAAAGGGGACAAAGUCAACAAUUCCAUUGAUGAUGUUUUUCUACCCAAAGACAUUGAUCUAGACAGUGUGGAAAUGGAUGAAACAGAGCGAGAAGUGGAGUAUUUUAAAAGGUAAAGUUCUGUAACUCCUGC